This is a messenger RNA of Diorhabda carinulata, 3076 nucleotides long. RefSeq lists its product as uncharacterized. Lineage: Eukaryota; Metazoa; Arthropoda; Insecta; Coleoptera; Chrysomelidae. Gene Ontology annotation, molecular function: protein binding. The record is from RefSeq and is a predicted model, not a curated record. The coding region runs from base 119 to 2998 and encodes 959 amino acids. Gene Ontology annotation, biological process: anatomical structure morphogenesis. The transcript has 8 exons. Gene Ontology annotation, cellular component: cytosol.
AGAUGUCAUCUGUCAAUAACACUAUUUAAGACAGCUGAUAAGUUUACAAUAUUUUGGAAAGUUAAAAAGGGGUUAAGACAUUCCAAAUACAUUUUUUAGAAAGAAGUAUGAUAAAGAUAUGGGUUCAAAGUUUGGAGAUUUGUUAAAGGCACUUACAAAAGAACAAAGUAGUAAAAGUAUAUUGAAAAUUUUAUCCAGCAUAAGGAAAGGAGUAGAGUGGCCUAAAAAUAAAUCUAAUAUUGAUAAAAUUCGUGAAAUGGGGUCUUUGAAAUAUUUUAUUAUCAAUUUAAAUUCGCGACAUAAGCACAUAGUUGAUGUGAGCCUUAGUAUUUUAGGAAAUGCUUGUAUGGAUUACAACUGUGCGAGAGAUUUAGUGGGAUUGUACAAUAUUAUACAUAUUUUAAGUAAAAUUUUGCAACGUUAUACAAUAGAAGAUAGCAUUAAUGGAAGAAUAUUUAGAAUAAUUGGUAACCUUUGUCAACAUUCUGACGAUUUGGUGAAAAUUAUUUUGGAUAAAGAACCACAAAUUCUCACACAACUUUUGGAUACAUUAAAAAGCACUAUCCAAGAUAUUUCAGAAACCCAUAUAAAUUACUCAGAAGCAACUAUUAUUAUGGGUUUAAGAGCAUUAAGGUAUAUGAUCUCCCGUCAAAGUUUAAAGAAAUAUCAAAUAGUACAAACUGUGGGUAGCCUAUUUUUUAAAAUCAGCCAGGAAUGGCAAAAAAAUAAGAAUCAAGAAAAUACUUUAGAUGCCGUUAUAAACUUAUUAUAUAAGAUAUCCAAAUAUAAAGAAUACGAUACAAUAAUAAUAUUAAAAAAUUUGGAUUGCGGAAAUGCAUUGGAGGAACUGCCAAAAGUGCUACUACAUAAUCCCAGCAAGAUCAUGAGUAUUAUUGUUAAUUUUAUCGGGAUUAGUAAAUUUAAAUCAGAUCUACCAGUACCAGAAAUUUGUACUAAAUUUGUGGAUGAAGUUGUUAGAAAACAUAUUGACGCAGAUACUACAGAAUUCAGCAAAGAAUCCCUGGAGCAUAUUUACUACCUCUGUACUCUUCUUGACCAUCCGGCGAAUCGAAACGGUUAUAAUUGUGCCAAGACUAUUCCACUUUUGAUCCAAGUACUAGAAAAGUUGAAAGCCCCUACAGAUGAUCAUAUAAAAUGCUCCAUUUUGCUUAUCAGCACUCUUAAUAAAUGUCAAUACGAAGAAAGUUUAUUACAAGAUCAAUUGAAAUGUAAUAUUUUAGAUGUCAUUAUUAAAAAAAUGCGAUGGAUUAUUAAUGACACAGAUAUUUAUUCCAAACAUAGAUUCAGGAAAGGUUUUAAGAGAAAAUCUUCUACAUUAAUAAGAAAAUUGCAGUUUGAAGAUGCAGAUGUACAGCUACUGGAAGAUCUCGAAAGGAAGAGAGCAUGUACUUGUUUAGAAUGUGUCGAUGAAAAUUGUACCAUCUAUUAUUCUUAUUCCGGUUUAUCUCCAAGUAUUAUUGCAGAAAACAGACACCGACAACUUUCUCCAGUGUCAAGCGAUGAUGAAUAUAGUUUUAUGUCAAGUUUUAAAUUUGACAGGAGUCCUAGUCCUUGUUCAAGUACGAACAGUGAUUACGCAGCAUUAACUUGGACAUCUCCUUGUUCUAGUCCUAGAUCCUCAAAAAAUGAUGCUUCUUCUUAUUCAGACUCUGAUGACUAUUCCCCGGUUUGCAGUGAAGCAGAUAGCACAGAAUUUCCAGUAUCGGAUUAUUUAGAGGGAGAAUUAGAUGAAGAUUCACAAUCAGAUUUAUCAGAAAUUAAAGAACAAAUCCCUGCUGAAAAAACUCUAGAACAUAACAGCACCACCAAUUUAAAAAUGCGCCUGAUAUCCGAAAUAACAAAAUUAAUAAAAUCGUACGUGAAGAUUGAACCACCAGUUCCACAACUAGCUUCCGAGGAAUUAUUAAUAGCUCUUAUUAACUGUUCGGAAUCUUUCAAUAACAAACAAUCUACUUAUAUCACUACAAUAAACGUUGCUUGUGAUAUUCUUCGUUCACCUUUAUAUUUACUACCUUUGAUGAAAACUACUUUUAUAGAAAAGAUUUAUAAAUUGACGGAACUAGCACAUACUUCGCGUUGCAUUAUCUGCGUAGAUCAUUCUUGUAUAGGGAAAAUGAUAUUGAAAAGAAUAACGUAUUUAGCGGAAUGUGCAGCAGGAAAAGGAGAUAUUGCUCACGAAUUACUGAGAGCUAAUAAUGAUGUUAAAGUUCAACUGGUCCUAGUUAUUCCUUAUAUUAUAGACGACAAGAAAAUCUUAUCGAAGCUUCUGAUAAAUUGUGGAGGUCUAAACAUCCUGAUGAAGUUGCUAACAGAAGAUUCCAUCUAUAAACAGCGUACGAUUAAAGUAAUUUGUUCGUUGGCUUCUCGGAAACUCAACAUAGCUAAUCCCAGAAAACUAGCUAUGGACAUAUGUGACAAUAUAAGUGUGAGUGUUAAAACGCCGGACGAUCCGGCGAACAUUGUGACGUUUAAAUUAGACGACGGGAGUUGUAUUGAAGCCGACAGAGACGUUUUAAUUGAAAAAUCGGAUUAUUUUAACAGUUUACUUAACGGACAUUUCAAAGAAAAAAACGAAGAAAUUAUUUAUUUACAUAACGUGGAAUUCAAAACGCUAAAUUGUUUAUUGAAUUUAAUCAAAUCGAAUUCGAGUUUGGAUCAAGUUGAUGUAGAUACGUUGUUGGAUGUCAUAGUUUUAAGUGAUCGGUACUUGAUGAACGACAUCUGUUGUUUUGUAAGGAACUACGUGGAAAAACACACGUUUUCCUUCAAAACCGUACCUACAAUUUACAAAUGGUCACUAGAAUCUGGUUUAAAUUUACUUCGGAUCGAAUGUAUUGCAUUCGCGUUGGUAACUAAGCUCAUGGAUAGCAGUAGGUUUUCAAUGUUUGAUGGCUUAUUUGAACUCGGAUAUUCCAAUGAAUUAGUAGAGGAUAUAAAGGCGCUUUUAGUUAGAUAUUUAGGGACGUUUUCGAGAUGAGCAUGAAUGUGAUAUUAUUUAUAUAUAUGACUGACUGUAUUUUUAUAAGGACUAGUAAUAUAUGACGUAUUAAGUUCA